UGAAAUCCGACCGCACAUUUUUUUCUACGCAAUAUUUUUAACAAAAACCCGCCAAAAACCUAGUCAAAUCCUGCAAAAUACACCAAAAGUUGAAAAGUUUUCCGCGGGAGGAAUUGUCAACGUUCGAACACCUCUCGUUCAUUUAUUCUCUUACAAGUGGAUUAAUUGAGGCUCCCUUGGAAGGUGAUCUCCCCUGGAUCGUAAUUGGAACGAGUGCUCGGCCGAGGGUUACGAGAUCAAUUGGUUGGUCGAGUUAUCGGAGUACAGGACAGAGAGGGAAAGUCUCCAGAAGAAAAAGAAGAAGAAGAAGAAGAAGAAGAAGAAGAAGAGAAAGCGUUCGAUUUCGAUAGUGCGUCGAGGCGAAUCGUGGAUAGGGUGAUCACGAUAGGGAUUGAAAUCUCUGAUCGGGUGGCAAAAGUGGUGAAUUGUCGAGGGCCGAAGAGUCGAGCGAAGAGUCGAGGAGGACGAGAAAGGCGAGUCGAGAGGAUGUCGACGACGGCGGCGCAAUGCAGCAGCGGCGGCAACAUCGGCAACAAGAAGGAGAACACCGGCUGCACCGGCGGCAGCAACAGCAGCUGCAAUUAGUGCCGGUUCACGACGGUCGCGAGACUAGGUAACCGCUGAAAGGGCGGCGAGAGCGCGGGGGGGCGGCCAGGCCGAGGUGUUGGUUCGAGGGUGUGUGUGCCAGGAGUGCGCGAAAGGGAGACAAAAUGUGGUGGUGGAGGUGCCGGUGGAGUGUCGCGACUACGACCACGGUGUUCGUGUUGGGGAUUGCAACGGUGUACUCGCAGCUCGAGAUAUCUGAUCUGGAUAAGCCAAUUCCAGUGAUUACUAUCAGCGGGGUUGUAGGAAACAAAGUGCACCUUCCUUGUGAUAUUCGUUCUGCCGACAACGACGAAGUGAGCAUGGUACUGUGGUACAAGGAGGGUGCUGGAGAACCCAUCUACAGCUUCGACGUCCGUGGUCGCCGACAGUUCAACAAUGCUCGCCUCUGGUCGUCGCCGACGGCACUGGGACCAAGAGCUUUUUUUAUCACAGCGUCGAAUCCUGCUCACCUCAGCAUCGAUCGGCUGGAAACUAAGGACGAAGGGAUCUAUCGGUGUCGAGUGGACUUUAAGAAUUCGCCGACGAGAAAGCAAAAGAUGAAUUUGACUGUUAUAGUUCCUCCGUCGAAGCCGAUGAUACUGGACGGGACGACGAGGGACAUCUCGAGGUUGGAGGAGCCGUACAACGAGGGGAGUGACGUGAACCUGAUUUGCGAGGUACGAGGUGGCAGGCCGCCCCCGAAGCUGACGUGGUACCUCGAGAACACCGUGAUAGACGAAUCCUAUCGCUACAAUGCCGAGACUGGACUCACGGUUAAUCUCUUGUCCUAUCCCAAAGUUGGAAGGCAACAUCUGAAGGCUCGGUUGAUCUGCGAGGCGAGCAACACAAAUUUGGUGCCACCGCAGACCAGGCUGGUCAUCUUGGAUAUGAAUCUAAAGCCAUUGGUCGUGCAAAUUUUGACGAAGGAGCCUCGAGUUUCCGCUGACAAAAACUACGAAGUGGAGUGCAGGACAAGUGGUUCUAGACCGGAACCAGUAAUUACUUGGUGGAAAGGGGACAAGCAGAUUAAGAAAAUAGCGCAAAACUACGCGCUGGAAAAUAAUCAGACUCUUAGUAUCCUGAGUUUCGUGCCAAGCAUCGACGACGACGGCAAAUACUUAACCUGUCGGGCGGAGAAUCCUGUUAUUCCUGAAAGCGCUUUGGAGGAUAGGUGGAGGCUGGACGUGCAGUAUCAGCCUGUGGUAACUCUGAAGAUGGGCAAGACCUUGAAUCCAGAUGAUAUCAAAGAGGGUGACGACGUCUACUUCGAGUGCUCGGUCAGGGCUAAUCCGAAAGUGUACAAGCUUGCCUGGUUUAAGGAUGGCAGAGAGCUUAAAAACAAUGCCACAGCAGGUAUCGUCCUCAGCGAUCAUUCUCUGGUUCUUCAGCGUAUAACUCGAUACUCGGCAGGUGAUUACACUUGUCUCGUUGCCAACAGCGAAGGGAAGACUGCCAGUAAUCCGGUGACUCUUCAAAUAAUGUAUACCCCGGUGUGCAAGGAGGGAAGGGGCGAGGUAGUUGUGGGUGCGCUGAAGCAAGAGACCGUAUCGUUGGUUUGUUCCGUGGAAAGUCAUCCAGCACCGUUGACUUUCCACUGGACAUUCAAUAAUUCUGGGGAGCUAGUUGAGGUCCCUCAUCCCCGUUACUCCCAUGUGGCGGCGGUCGGGACGCCGUCUGUCGCAGAGAGCCUGAAAGAGUACCAACAAUUCCACGGGCCCAGGUUGAACUAUACACCCGCAACGGAAAUGGACUACGGCACGGUGGCAUGCUGGGCGAGCAACCAGGUUGGCAAGCAACGGACGCCAUGCCUCUUUCAGGUGAUAGCCGCAGGACGUCCGUACGCUCUGCAUAACUGCACAACGACGGAAAUGUCCGCGCCUUUGGACUCGGAGGAGUUGAGCGCGAGAUCCGGUACGGGACUGAUAGUUCGCUGUUUGGAGGGUUACGAUGGCGGUCUUCCGAUCUACAGCUACCAGUUGGAGGUGGUCGCGGACGAGGAUGGCGGGCCAAUUUUGUUGAACAAAACUGUGCCGGCAAACCCGAACGGACCGACUUUCGAGGUGGCAGGCCUAACCACGGGAAGGAGUUAUCGACUUUUUCUAUACGCGAUUAAUGCAAAGGGGAGGAGCGAGCCUGCCAUUCUCGAGCCAGUGACCCUGAAGGGUGUCGCCAUGUACACGACCGGGAACACGGACGCGUCAAUGCUGAGCCCGUUGCUGCUGGGCCUCGCGGCAACAGCGACUUUUUUGGCCCUGGCCGUAGCUGGGAUCCUGGCGGCUCUCUACCGGAAGCACUCGAACGGCCGCCCCGGAAGUCCAAAGCACGCUCCCAUCGUGUGCGACCCUCCUAAUACGGGUGCAACAACUCCGGUACACCCCCAGACCAAGCAGGCGGUCGAUGACAUCGAUCCAGACAUCAUACCCAACGAGUAUGAGAGAAGACCUCUAACGUACACUCCGAUAUAUAAGACGCCUCCGCAACGGAGAAAGAAGGAUCGUGUCAUGGACGAGGCGAUCUCGCCAGAGAAAAGGCCGAUCGUGCAACACGGUCUGGAUCUACCACCUGACUCGUUGUUGAGCGACUGUCUGCCAACGCCGACCAUAAAUUAUCCCCAAAAUCACAUAUCCCAAUCGAAUACGUACAGCAAUCCACCCACCAUGGCUGACUUCAAGCAGAUGGCAAUGGACGAUUACAAUCAACGAAACAAGCAAAACAUGUACUACAGCCUCCAGAGGUCAGGCAAAGGUUUGUCAUCGAUGCCGCAGAGGCCGGUCUCCUCCUCGGUCUCCGCGCAGGGGAAGUUCCAUCAGCCGGAAGUGGUGACGCGCUCGAAUCGGAUACAAGAAAGUUGUAUAUAAAUCUCGCGAUCAAAGUCUCGCCGUGUCGAGAGACUCGAGUGGCUCAGAGAGCGUUCUCUCAAAGAGAAGCUAGUUACAAAUUGCGCGGGAAUCCCCAAUCCCACAAAAGGGGAGGAAUUCUCGAAUUCUCGCGUGAAAUCUCGUGCGUUGCGUCUUCCUAAGGUCGACGACUCUACGUUACGAAAAACGUUGUACAAAGAAAGGAAAAAUAAGAAGAAAGAAAAGAAGAAGAAGAAAAAGAAGAAGAAGAAGUAACGAAAUAAAAGAGAAAGCGAGAUGAGAAAUUUCCGGGUCGUCGUGACGGGAACGAGGAAUAGCAUACAGGCGAUUUUAGUCGUGUAGAUUGGACAAGUGGAAUAUCGGGAUACUCGACGAGUUAAUGAAACGUCGAUGAUUAGACAGGAACUCGAUGCUUGAUGGAGUGUAUCGGAUCGUGAUGGGUUCUCGUUCGAUUGUCCGUUCUUUUUCUACCUGCAGAUUUUUAUAACGGAGUACGGCCACGUUCGCGAAUGAAACGAAGAGACCGGGUUUCGAAGAGGAUGGAAACCGAGUGCCCGAUAAAGAGAGAGGUCCAAUUUGACGGUGGAUCGUCGUCGAAUCGCCCGACACGUGGUAACGUGGAGGGAUAUCGAAUGUCCCGUCCUCGUUCUCGGCUCAUGUACCGAGAACCCAGGAUCAUCCGUACAUUUUACUGUUUAUAUGAGAUUAGUUUUUGUACAAAGAUUCUAUUGUAAAUAGGCGAGAUAGCCUGGCCCUAGUUGGAUAGUCACAACCGAUGUCCGAAUUUCAUUCGCUAAAAAAGUCACGUGUUGUUAAGUCAGGGGAGAGAGGAUUGUUCGGUCACGUAAGAUAAAUACUCGAUGGCAUACGAAAUAAAGAGAAUACGUUUCAUCUGUUUUACAGAAACGAGUGCCUCGCCCACUUGUCGUCCUGUCCGAACCUUUUCCCGAUCUUCUCUAUUUAAGAGAGGAGAGAACGUACGGAAUGAACAGCCGAAAUUUCGGCCGCACGUGAGCCGAAUCUCGUUACACGGUCCAGUGUCCAUCACGUUCCCUAUGCCGAACGUGAAGGAAAUCUUGGGGUGCAUCCACGACGAUGAAAGUACCAUGAAAAUUUUACUCCAAGUGGGAUCACACGAUGGAGUGUUUGGCUUAAGAAGUUGGCCGAAAUUCAAAUUUUCAAACUCUUAAGGACGUAGGAAGUAUGCUUAAGAUGAAAUCGAUUAUGCAUUUGGAAAUAAUCCAAAGAUACACUAUUAUAUAACUUGUUAACAGCGUUUUAAUCUAUUUGAUCGUGUUAAAAUUAUUUUAAAAUUGCUGGUAAAAUUUUAUUAUUAUUAUUAUUAUUAUUUUUUUUUUUUUUUUUUUUUUUUUACGUAUGUGUUUGAUCUUUAAAUAAGAAUCUUAAUAUGAAAAUUUUUUUUUGGCCAGCUUUUUAAGUUGAGUAUUCCAUAGUACUGUUCGAGAACGGGCUCAAUUUUAACGAUGAUUAAAAUAUGAUUAAUUUUUUUUGUUCAGUAUAAUCUAAUGUUUAAUCGAAUUUAUAUUCUAGUUUGGAAUUAUUUUAAUCUUAAUAGAGAUAUAUUUUGUUUAUUGAAUCGUGUAAACAUUAUUUUGCCUAAUUUUUGCCUUAAACGAAGCUGGAUGUAUCGUUUCGAUUCAUUUUUUGUUGGCAUUAUUGUCAUUUGGAUAUUCGAUCGAUAUGUUUUUAUGUAUUAUAGCGCUUCAAUAUAAAUUUUAUUUGUCAUUUGUGUUGUUGUGUUUCAACAAUUUAUUUCAUUUUUCUAUUCUGUUUU
Messenger RNA from Apis laboriosa (Himalayan honeybee), 5238 nucleotides. Its product is annotated as hemicentin-2-like. The transcript is spliced from 12 exons. Lineage: Eukaryota; Metazoa; Arthropoda; Insecta; Hymenoptera; Apidae. Bases 711 to 3443 code for a protein of 910 amino acids. The record is from RefSeq and is a predicted model, not a curated record. Gene Ontology annotation, molecular function: protein binding.